UUAUUAUUGACUAUCUUAUGUGUACAAAAGUAGUUAUGGGACAUCAAGGAGGGGUAGCCGCAAAAUAUCGUAUUGGGUCAUUAAAUUUCUUUCAGUCAUUAACAACUUAUGACCAUGUUUGCUUCACAUAUAUUGCGCGUGAAUCACAAGAACUUGAGGUUGAUAAUGAAAUUCAAGAACUUGAGGUUGAUGACGAGAUUCAAAAAUCACAAGAACUUGAGGUUGAUGAUGAGAUUCAAAAAUCACAAGAACUUGAGGUCGAUGACGAGAUUCAAAAAUCACAAGAACUUGACGUUGAUGAAGUUAUUGCAACAGAACAUUCAGCUUUUUUCAAUUCUUUCCUUGAGACAAUCAAGCGUAAUUACGAAAACU
Messenger RNA from Racocetra persica, 372 nucleotides. The record is from the annotation of a GenBank genome assembly. Lineage: Eukaryota; Fungi; Glomeromycota; Glomeromycetes; Diversisporales; Gigasporaceae.